AUGGCGGGUGCCUUCUUCCCCAGCUGCUUCCAGGCGGGGCCCCCGGACGGGCGCGGCACGGGGCUGCUGGGCGGCUGGGGCGAGGUGGGGCCGGUGCAGCCGCAGCGCGGCCAGGGGAGCUUCGUGGGGCCCCGACGGGCGGAGGGCGAGAGCUGGGCCCCGGGGGAGCCGGCCCCCGUGCCCCUGCUGCCGCCGCCGCCUCCCGGCCCCGAGCCCCUCGCCGCCGGCCCCGCCGAAGCCCCCGACCUCCUCUACGUGGGGCAGCUGCUGCGCCCCGGCCAGCCCGCCGCCCGCGCCGCCCUCGACUUCGCCGGCCAGCUGAGCCGCCUGACCCAGGAGCACCCCGACGUGACCUUCGGCGCCCUGGGCCGCCUCCUGCAGCAGCACUUCUCCCUGGCCCGGCGCUUCCUGCCCAUCAGCUCGCAGGGUCGAGUCCUCCGCGUGGCCCCCCUGCUGAGGGACCUGGGCGUCCAGCAGGCCAGAAGGAACUGCCCGGUUUUCCGGCCCUCACUGCGCCUGCACAGGUUUGCCCACCUGUGUCGAGACUGGCUCUUUGAGCUGCCCCUGGAGCUGAUGGGCGAGUGGGUGCACGCAGACAUGGCUGAGCAGUGGGGUCGCCUGCCCUUCGACGACACCCCCACAGGCGGGGCACUGGCGUGGGUGCCCCAGGGGGGCGGCACGGCACCGGAGCGCUCCGGGUAUCUGGUGUACCCAUCGGGCCAGGCCACCAACCACCUCUGUUUUCAGGAUGUGAUUCUGCAGCCCACCAGCAAGGAGGAGGAGGAGGAGGAAGGCUCUCUGAGGCCGCGCCCUCGGGGCUCCCCUGCCCAAUUUGAGCUCAACGGGGCGAUUCGCCAGGUGGCAGCAGCCCACGUGGAUGGCUGGAACUUCGUUGGGGUGCGUUCAGACCACCAUUGUGGGGUGUGGAGGAAGCAAGGGGCCGCAGAGCCUGUGCCCCUCCAGGUGGUCAGCACAGACGAGGCUUGCACCUCCAUCGCCCUCAGCCCUCACCUGCCGGGCGAGGUGUCCCUUUGCACCCAGGCUGGAGCUCUGUACCUGUGGAAUGUCGAGCUGGGGCUUCAGCGGCUGCACCAGGAGAGGGAGACCAUGUUUUUCUGCGACCCCUCCCCUUGGCGCUGGAGCGACUUCACAGCCCACCCGCUGGUGCUGAGCUACGCAGACCGGACGGGACUGAAGGGCAUCGACCGCAGGGCGCCUGCUGGUCACCAUUUUGAACUCUUCAAGGUGGGCAGAGAAGCGGACUGCCAGCAGGGGGAGCGCCUGGUGCAGGCCAGAUACCUGGGCCAGGCCGAGCCCUACCAUCACCUCGUCGCCACGCAGUUCUCUGUGUACGUGCUGGACGAGCGCUUCCCCAUGGUGCCUCUUCUCCAUUGGAAGCACAUGAUGCGCAGGCCUCCCCUCUACAGCCACUUCAUGCCCGGUGGGGGGCCUGGGCGCAGCCACAAACUCCUCCUGGGCACCCACCCCUCUCAGGAGCUGCUGCUGGUGCAAUACGCAGGUGGCGGCAGCACCCCAUGGCAGCUGUGGGGUAACCCCCAGAAGCUCUUCUCCAUCAGCGAGUGCCUGCCCCACUUCCCCCUGCAGGUGCCCUCGUGCCACAAUGCCCUGAAGCGGCGCCUGGCCGUGCCCACCACUGGCAUCGCAGCCGCCGUGGACCGGCAGGGCCAGAGGGAAUCGUUGCUCGUCUUCCAGCUCUCAGAGGCCGGGGACCUCUUCUACCAGCCCCUCCUCCACCACCACUGCCAGGAGGAAGCCGGCUGGGACGUCCCAGGGGGCCUUGGGGCAGAGGGACCCUGCGUGGCCCCCCCGCUGGGUGCUGCUGCUGCAGCCAGCUACCGCCGCUGGCUCAGGGCCUUUGAGCACAGCUGGCAGCGGGCUUCGGAUGAGGCCCAGCGCCCCUUUACCGCCCGCCAUCUUCGUCUCUUCCGCAGACUAGACUGCCGGGAGCAGCCGGGGGCUGUUGCCACCCUCCAGGAGGCCCGUCAGCGCCUGCGCCACGCCAUGCAGGAGCACCGGAUGCUCUGCCCCGGGGGGCCAGCCCUGGGCCCCCCUGCCCCCCCACCCCCCGUGCCGGAGGAGCCACUGGCCCGGCUCUCCGUGCUGCAGGAGCGGCUGCUGGCCUCCUGGAGGGGGGGCUGGGGCGCCUGGUGGCGGGACAGGCUGGGGCAGACCAAAGCUCAGAAGCGGCGGGAGCUGCAGAAAGAGCGGCGCCGGCGGAAGAGGGCCCGCGGCACCCCAAGCCUCUCCCUGAGCUUCACCUCCUCGCCCGGCUCCCCGUCUGCCCUCAGCGAACUGUCCCAGGGCUCCUGCAUCAGCCGAGCCUCCUCUGCCGCCCCCCAGGAUGAGUCCCUGCCAGGCUCCCAGGGGUCGCUGCUCUCCAGCCAGACCCUGAGCCGGCGAGGCAUCCCCCGGGAGCGCCGCCGCACCCUGCGUGACUAUCUGGCCAUCCUGGAGCCGCCGCCGGAGCCCCCCGAGGAGGACCUGAUCCUGUCGCAGCCAGCCAGCCAGCGCUCUCUCCCCCCCUCCUCCUCCCAGGGCUCUUCACAGCCCCCCCGCAGGUCCCGCAUGGGCUUCUGA
Messenger RNA from Heteronotia binoei (common prickly gecko), 2598 nucleotides. RefSeq names its product TATA-box binding protein associated factor, RNA polymerase I subunit C (gene TAF1C). The transcript is spliced from 12 exons. The coding region runs from base 1 to 2598 and encodes 865 amino acids. NCBI's taxonomy places the organism in Eukaryota, Metazoa, Chordata, Lepidosauria, Squamata, Gekkonidae. The record is from RefSeq and is a predicted model, not a curated record. Gene Ontology annotation, biological process: transcription by RNA polymerase I. Gene Ontology annotation, molecular function: RNA polymerase I core promoter sequence-specific DNA binding. Gene Ontology annotation, cellular component: fibrillar center.